This is a messenger RNA of Rotaria sordida, 169 nucleotides long. Lineage: Eukaryota; Metazoa; Rotifera; Eurotatoria; Philodinida; Philodinidae. The record is from the annotation of a GenBank genome assembly.
AAAAAUGGCUCUUCAUUUAUCAAAUACACGAAAAACAAUUGAUGAACCACGUGCUGAUAUAACAACAACAACAACAAUGACUAACACCAACACACCAAUUCCAAAUCUUCUAUUAACACGAACUCAUGGUGAUUUAUGGGCGUCUGAAUUUAUAGAUAGAGACAAUUAA